UCUCAAGCUCCACUGAAGGUUCUAAGUUGUACAGUUACAGUUGGAAUGGUGUCUCUUCUUCCAAUCAAUAGAUUUGAAGCAAGAAAGUCCCAAGUCACAGAGAGAAGAAAUCCCAAAGACAGACCUACACAACUUUCAUUCUCCCGAGUAAUUAAGCUCCGAGCUUUUCUGUUUAUUCAACUUUCCGAGACCUCUCUCCGGGCUCUGCUGCAGAUAGGAAACUCGAUCAGCUCAGGCUCCAAUGGUGGAACGAAGACAUGGGUUUGCGGUGAUCUGCUCAAUUAUCAUCUUCCUGGGCCUGGUUGCCUUCUCGACGUGUAUAGCUGCUGAGGUCAAGCGAACAAAGGUGAAAGAUAUAAAGUUUCAUCGAAAACUAUGUUAUGCUCCAACCAGCCCAGCGUUUGGGCUCGGACUCGCAGCUUUGAUCUGUCUCUUGGGGAUUCAGUUCGUCGGAAACUGUGUCAUCGGCAAGCAGUUUUGGUCAAGAGAGAAGAAAACCGAAUUGAAGGCCAGGAAACCAAUAACGGUAGCAAUGACUUUGUUGGUUCUCUCAUGGGUUAGCUUCGUAGUAGCAAUGGUGUUACUGGGUGCGGCUACAAGUAUGAACCACAGCCAGGCCUAUGGGAAAGGGUGGCUAGAUGGAGAGUGCUACAUGGUCAGAGAUGGAGUGUACAUUGGCUCAGCUGUGCUAAUUCUGGCUACUGUUAUCUUUUCACUUGGAUCCAUCUUGAUGACAAGGAAGAGAGAUUGGCAAUGGCAUGUGUAAAACCAGAGCUUUCUGGUUUGUUUUUUUUCUUGUUGUUAUUCAUUGAGAAUGCUGAUAUAUAUACAGUCGAGUCUCCUACAUUUACAAGGAUAAGAAGAUACAAAGAAGAUAAACAGAGACUCCUAAUUCAAUCCUAAUUGUAAUCCUAACACCCCCCCUCAAGUUGGAGCAUGCAG
This is a messenger RNA of Nelumbo nucifera (sacred lotus), 942 nucleotides long. Its product is annotated as protein MODIFYING WALL LIGNIN-2-like. NCBI's taxonomy places the organism in Eukaryota, Viridiplantae, Streptophyta, Magnoliopsida, Proteales, Nelumbonaceae. The record is from RefSeq and is a predicted model, not a curated record.